AUGGUGGCCAGAGUGUCCAAGGCAACAACACAAGUUACCAAACCAACCAAGAAGGCGGCGGUGCUGGUAACCAGGCCAACAGCCACAGCGGGCGGCGACCACCAGAACCAGGGCGGCGACCACCAGAAUCAGGGCGGCGACCACCAGAACCGCGACAAGAACCAGGACGGCAAUGACAAGAACCAGGACGGCAACCAGGACAGCAGCAACAAGAACCAGGAGGGCAACCACCAGGACCAGGGUAAUAACAGGAACGAGGGCAACAACCAGGGCAGCGACAGCAACAACCAGGACAGCAAGAACCAGAACCAGGACAGCAGCCAGGGCAGCAACAACGCAAACCAGGGCAACAACCAGGGCAGCAACACCGAGAACGGGGACAGCAACACCAAGAACGAGGGCAACAACCAGGGCAGUAACGGCAGUAACCAGGACAACAACCAGGGCAGCAACAACGCAAACCAGGGCAGCAACAACGAGAACGAGGGCAACAACCAGGGCAGUAACGUCAAUAACCAGGACAACAACCAGGGCAGUAACGGCAAUAACCAGGGCAACAACCAGGGCAGCAGCACCGAGAACCAGGGCAGCAGCACCGAGAAUCGGGACAGCAACACCGAGAAUCGGGACAGCAACACCGAGAAUCGGGCCAGCAACACCGAGAAUCGGGACAGCAACACCGAGAACCAGGGCAGCAAAACGGGCAGCAACACCGAGAACCGGGACAGCAACACCGAGAAUCAGGGCAGCAACACCGAGAACCGGGACAGCAACACCGAGAACCGGGGCACCAACACCGACAACCGGAACAGCAACACCGAGAAUCAGGGCAGCAACACCGAGAACCGGGACAGCAACACCGAGAAUCAGGGCAGCAACGGCAAGAACCAGGGCAGUAAUGACGAUAACCAGGCCAACAACCAGGGUAAUCAGAUGGGCUCAUCGAAGGACAAAAAUGCAUCACCACAAUCAACUUCCUCCGCUAAUGAGGGCAACAACCUUUUAGACAAUGGAGAAAGCCCUGGAGAGGAAGAGGAUGGGGCUAAAGAAGGCAACGAUGCCUCCUCCUUUAAUGAGAGAGAGAAGAGCAUCCCUUCUCCUCCCAGGGACCAGUCAGAGAGCAGCCACUUCUUCGCCUAUCUGGUGACCACGGCGAUUGUCGUUGCCGCCUUAUACGUGGCGUAUCACAACAAACGCAAGAUCAUUGCUUUUGCUCUGGAAGGGAAAAGAUCGAAAAGCGGUCGACGGCCCAAAUCUGGCGAUUAUCAGAGACUGGAUCAAAAGAUCUAG
Molecule: messenger RNA, 1290 nt
Organism: Fulmarus glacialis (Northern fulmar)
Lineage: Eukaryota; Metazoa; Chordata; Aves; Procellariiformes; Procellariidae
Gene: TGOLN2
Product: trans-golgi network protein 2
Exons: 3
Coding region: 1-1290 (429 amino acids)
Source: RefSeq, a predicted model, not a curated record